Molecule: messenger RNA, 2611 nt
Organism: Nanorana parkeri
Lineage: Eukaryota; Metazoa; Chordata; Amphibia; Anura; Dicroglossidae
Product: SH3 domain-binding protein 1-like
Exons: 23
Coding region: 80-2539 (819 amino acids)
Biological process (GO): positive regulation of GTPase activity; regulation of actin cytoskeleton organization; regulation of Rac protein signal transduction
Cellular component (GO): intracellular anatomical structure; cytosol; cytoplasm
Molecular function (GO): protein binding; GTPase activator activity
Source: RefSeq, a predicted model, not a curated record
GGAGACAGAAGCUGCCUCACCCAGAAACACAGAGACGGAGCAGAGACAAUUAGAGUGCAAGGUCAGAGACACCUGUAACAUGAUUCAGAGACAGCUGAACAGAAUGAGACAGCUGGCCAAUCACGGGCCUGGCAGGUCAAAUGACGUCACAGACUUAUUGCCUGAAGAAUUACUUCUGGCAGAUCAGCAGGUGGAGGUGGUGAAGAGAGCGGCUCAUCUUGUAGGGAAGCGAUUGGCGAGCUGUAUGCAGGGCCCGCUGAGCUCCGACAUGGACAAGAGGCUGAAGAAACUCGCAUUGAUGACGCUCUCAAUGACCAUGGCGGAUUGUUUGAAAGAAAUGGAGAGCGAGUCCAGUCUCCGAACCAAGGAGGCAUUCACCUCAGAGAUUGCCCCAGGAUCUCCUCCCCCCGAGACAAACAUUGAAACCAACAUUUCAAUGCUAAACGUCUUUCCUCCCCCUCUGUUCUCUGUGACUGCCACUCACAUCUCUCCCUCUCAGGAAGAACUACCUGCAAUUCUGAAGCACCGGAAACAACUACAGAAACUGCUGACAGACUGGAACAAUGCAAAAACUCGGCUUUCUCAGGUCCAGAAGAACAUAGCUGUGGCCCCAGGAGGAAGUAGUGCCGGGACCCCAGCUAAACUGGAGAGCCUGAAGGAGGAAGCAGAGGAACUGCGCAGGAGAGUGGAGCAGAGCAAGGACGACUAUUUAUCUGACUUGUAUCACUUCGGGACAAAGGAAGAUGAAUACAAAAACUACUUCAUAAGGCUUCUGCAGCUUCAGGCGGAUUAUCACAGGAAGUCUCUGGCGCAGCUGACCGAUGUGUUGGGGGAGCUGAGAGACACCAUAAAGGACAACGCUCCCGCACAGCUGCCUCCCGCCGAGGUAUACGGAGUACCGCUGGCAACACACCUAGACAGAUUUGAGUGUGAAAUUGCUGUGCCCAUAUCAGCCUGUGUGAGGAUGCUGCUGAGCCAUGGGAUGAAGGAGGAGGGUCUCUUUCGUCUGGCUGCAGGUGCAUCAAUCCUGAAAAAACUGAAGUCCAGUCUGGGUGCCGGUGCCAGGGACUUGGAGGAGUUCCUGUCUGAGCCCCAUGCUGUGGCCGGUGCCCUCAAGUCUUAUCUCCGGGAACUUCCAGAACCACUUAUGACCUCUGAACUCUUUGAUGAUUGGAUGAAAGCUGCCAGCAUCAAAGAACUAGAAAAACGCCAGGAGAGUUAUAGAGAGGUUUGUGCCCAGCUGCCCCCCGAAAACUACAACAACCUCAGUCCUCCCCAGCUUCUGCAGCUUCAGGCGGAUUAUCACAGGAAGUCUCUGGCGCAGCUGACCGAUGUGUUGGGGGAGCUGAGAGACACCAUAAAGGACAACGCUCCCGCACAGCUGCCUCCCGCCGAGGUAUACGGAGUACCGCUGGCAACACACCUAGACAGAUUUGAGUGUGAAAUUGCUGUGCCCAUAUCAGCCUGUGUGAGGAUGCUGCUGAGCCAUGGGAUGAAGGAGGAGGGUCUCUUUCGUCUGGCUGCAGGUGCAUCAAUCCUGAAAAAACUGAAGUCCAGUCUGGGUGCCGGUGCCAGGGACUUGGAGGAGUUCCUGUCUGAGCCCCAUGCUGUGGCCGGUGCCCUCAAGUCUUAUCUCCGGGAACUUCCAGAACCACUUAUGACCUCUGAACUCUUUGAUGAUUGGAUGAAAGCUGCCAGCAUCAAAGAACUAGAAAAACGCCAGGAGAGUUAUAGAGAGGUUUGUGCCCAGCUGCCCCCCGAAAACUACAACAACCUCAGGUAUUUAAUCAAGUUUUUUGCAAAGUUGGCAGAACACCAAGAAGUGAACAAAAUGACACCAAGUAAUAUUGCGAUAGUGCUGGGCCCCAACCUCCUGUGGGCCCGAAGUGACGGAGAUUCUUCUUUGCUGGACAUGGCUUCCGCCUCUCCCAUCAUGGUGGUGUCAGUGGUGGAAGGUUUGAUAAGUUGCUCUGCACACGUCUUCCCAGAAGAUAUAGAUUUUGGAGUUCCAGAAGAAAGUGUUGCCCCCCCAGCAGCAGAAUCUACACCCCAAACCUCCGAAAUACCAUGGAAAUCCGAUAGUUCUAAUCUUCCCUCUUCUCCAACGCAACUGCCCUCCCCCUCCAAACCAGAAAUAGAUGGUGAAGCCAUAAGUGAUACCCAAGAACCAUGUGCCAGCAAAGCAACUCUUGCAAAGAUGCAGCCACCUCCUGAGGAGGGCAAUACCACGGGGGCACAGGAGGAGUCCAGCCCCACAACAGCCAGAAAAGUGAAGAGGCCAGCUCCUCUGCGGCCCAGUGUGCCUCCACCUGUCCAGCCUCGAGGGACCAUGACCAUUGAGCCAUCUGAUGAACUCCAGAAUCCCCGGCCUAUUCCAAGGAAGAAUAUCGGUGGCAGCUUAAAAGUGCCCAACCUGCCCCCCCCUCCAGCUCCCAAAGCUGCCAAUGUAAAACCUGAGGCCAGUGAUGCCGAUCUCUCCAGGAAAACACCCCCCCGACCAUUGCCCAGAAAUCGCAUUCAAUCUGCAGACAACUAUUGAGAAGGAUUGUGCCAGCUUGUGGCUCAUAUCAUAUGAGAAGAUAGGAACUGCACUGCCUGGGGCAUACUGGGG